This is a messenger RNA of Nicrophorus vespilloides, 937 nucleotides long. RefSeq lists its product as uncharacterized. The transcript is spliced from 3 exons. Bases 2 to 937 code for a protein of 311 amino acids. NCBI's taxonomy places the organism in Eukaryota, Metazoa, Arthropoda, Insecta, Coleoptera, Silphidae. The record is from RefSeq and is a predicted model, not a curated record.
CAUGGAAUUCCGCAAGAACCAUCCGUCUAAUGGGAAAAGGCGCACGGCAGUCCCCGUUCUACCACCGAGGAUUCCAACCCCCAUGCCAUCCGCCAACAACAACAACUCCAAAUCUUCAAUAAAAGAUGCACAAAAGACAGUUCAUGUUAUUUCCAAAGACAAUCCACAGACUGUCUCGAAAAUGGUUUAUAAAACUCUCGACAACGAAGUGAAAACUGCAUGGAUUAACCCAAGAUUAAUAUCAAAGAUUGAUUUGGAGAUGAUAAAGAGCAAUGAUUACAAGCCACCAGCUGAGAGGAACAUGAAUGGUCAUUACAAUCACAACCUAUCGCAUCAGAAGAUGCACCAUCAGCAGAAUCUGCAACAUCUUCACCAACAGCAGCAGCAGCAACAACAACAACAACAAGGAAAGGGUCCUGGGGAGUGGGAGCAGUCGGGCUCAGUGAAUGGACGGGCGUCGAAAUCUCGAAGCUCAGUGCUUGGCACAGUACCUACCCUAACACAUACGGCGAUAGACGCGAGACGCUCGGCCUCAGAGCGCCGCAACGCCACGCGACAACCGCAACAAGCUGUGAACGAAGUAAACAAACAUAAACCGUCAGCCGCAGCAUCCGCCACCACCGCUUCCUCUUCCGCAGCCGCCUCCACCUCCAUCGGUAUGGAGGCCAAGAGCAAAGUCGCUUGCUACUCGGGUCGUUCUGCUUACGAUGAGAAAUCCUACAUUCCGCGAAGUUUGAAUAGGAAUAGACAUGCUCCCGCCAACAAUAAACUCCUAGUGAAUGACAAGGUGGCUUAUCAGAGUGCGGCCAGUUGCUUUAUCGGGCACGAUUCAGGUGUUUUUGGUGUCUACUCUGAAACUAAGUACACUUUCUCUGUGAACGGCUUACCCGGAAACCAAGCCCAGGCUUCAGCUGCUGCAGCAUUUUUUGCAAGGUAA